AUGGGUAAUAUUGCUAACUCGAAGAAGUACAUGAAACAAUAUAGAGCAAAGAGAAAAUCUUAAGAAAUUAUGCUGAAGUAAUACAUACAUGAAAGAACUAGGGUUAACAGCUUGGAAAAUAUGUGUAUUGACUUGAAUGACUUGGAUGGUAAAUAAAUUAGAUGUGAUGAAAUCCCAAUAAUUUUUAACUCAAUCGCUCACAAAGAGGAGCUAGUUCAUUUCAGAAUUAAUCUUCAAAACAACAAUAUAAGAGAUGAAGGGAUUUUACUUCUUUUCGCAAGUUUGAGUAAAUGUUCCAAACUGUAGUCUUUUCAUCUUUCUCUUGGAUAAAAUUGUAUAGGCGAUUAAGGAGUAUUUUACUUAGUUCAAGGAUUAAAUUAACUCAAAUAGCUUGAAAGUGUUUCACUUUUCCUUUAAGACAAUUAAAUUACUAGCAACGGUGUUGAUUAUUUUUAAUCCCUACAGGAAAAUUUGAAUUUAAAGAGUCUUUCAUUGAGUUUGAGCAAGAAUUAUAUUGGAAUUUUUAUGGAUAAAUUAGUAAGUAAGUUGGGAUAAUGUUUUCCAAAUAUAAAAGAAUUUGAGCUUUUUUCCUAAAACUGUGAAUUAACAAAUGCAGGAGCUAAUAUGCUCGCCAAUAAAUUAUCCAGUUUGAAAAAUUUAGAAAGCUUAUCUCUCUUUCUAGAUAACAACUCGAUCACUGAUAAUGGAAUAAUUUCAUUAGUUCGUGCUGUUUGUCAAUUUUAAAACCUCAAAAAAUUAUCAUUGAAUUUAUGCGAGAGCAAAGUGUAAGAUGUUAAUUCUUAUUUUUCGCCUUUAAAUGUCUUUAGUGAUAAAUGCGUAUUGCAAGUUCUUCAAGAUUUUUCAGCUUAUUUAAAGCUAAGCAAGCUUAACUUUUAAAUGAAGAGCUACAAUCAUACAGAUUAUCUAAAUUUCCUAAAAAAUGGAUUCGAGGCUCUAGAAAAAGAGUAAGAAACAAACAAACAUGAAAUGAUCUCCUUUGUCGAAAGUAAAUAUGAGGACAAAGAAAAUUACAUCAUAAGCAUAUGA
Messenger RNA from Tetrahymena thermophila SB210, 1047 nucleotides. RefSeq lists its product as hypothetical. Gene Ontology annotation, biological process: activation of GTPase activity; nucleocytoplasmic transport. NCBI's taxonomy places the organism in Eukaryota, Ciliophora, Oligohymenophorea, Hymenostomatida, Tetrahymenidae. Gene Ontology annotation, cellular component: nucleus; cytosol; perinuclear region of cytoplasm. The transcript has a single exon. The record is from RefSeq and is a predicted model, not a curated record. Gene Ontology annotation, molecular function: small GTPase binding; GTPase activator activity.